This is a messenger RNA of Cynoglossus semilaevis (tongue sole), 1698 nucleotides long. It is a transcript of the gene ftsj1, whose product is annotated as FtsJ RNA 2'-O-methyltransferase 1. Gene Ontology annotation, cellular component: cytoplasm. The transcript has 10 exons. Lineage: Eukaryota; Metazoa; Chordata; Actinopteri; Pleuronectiformes; Cynoglossidae. Gene Ontology annotation, molecular function: tRNA methyltransferase activity. The record is from RefSeq and is a predicted model, not a curated record. Gene Ontology annotation, biological process: tRNA methylation; cytoplasmic translation.
UUUUCAAUUUAGUUUUGAACUGGCAUUACGGAAACAGCUUAGGGUCCUUCCGUUCUUCUCAGCAGGCUACUACACGCUACAAGCCUCACCAGGAUGGGUCGUUCCUCCAAAGACAAGCGAGACAUUUACUAUCGUCUGGCAAAAGAGGAGGGCUGGAGAGCCAGAAGUGCUUACAAACUGCUACAGCUUGACCAAGAGUACUCCCUGUUUAAAGGUGUGACCAAAGCAGUCGAUCUCUGUGCAGCCCCUGGAAGCUGGAGUCAGGUUCUCAGCCGAAAGCUCAGAUGUCAGGAGGAGAAGAUAACGGGAGUAAAGAUUGUAGCAGUGGACCUGCAAGCCAUGGCUCCGCUGCCAGGUGUCACUCAGAUCCAAGGAGACAUAACCAAGGUGUCGACAGCUCAGGAGAUUAUUCGUCACUUUGAGGGAGAGCCAGCUGACCUUGUGGUUUGUGAUGGAGCCCCGGAUGUAACUGGUCUCCAUGAUGUAGACGAGUACAUUCAGGCUCAGCUUCUGCUAGCUGCCCUGAAUAUUACUACUCAUAUUCUGAAACCUGGAGGAACAUUUGUGGCAAAAGUGAGUCAUCUCUAAUUAUUUUUCUACAGGGGCGAGGGGUACCAAAUAAUAAAAAAACAAAAGUCAAACUUUUUUUUUUACUUAGAGACGUUCUUGUCACACCUGUAUCAUCUUUCCUUUUGUCUAUUUUGUCUUGAUUUUCUUCUAUCAUUAGAUGUGGACUUCAACCAGUUGGAGGGUCCAAACCGUGUUAUUGUCCCCUUCCUGACUUGUGGUGACCUCAGCUCCUUCGACUCAGACAGGACCUACCCUUUGCAGCUGGAUUCUUGUAAAGAGUACCAGUAUGUUCCCCCCACCCAGUCGCCAAUCCAUCCCCCCUAUCAGCACGCCUGUCAUCUCCGCAAAAACAACCUUCUGUCAAAAGAGGACACAGCGUCCACCGGUAUCCACCAAAGACCAGAAGAGUCAGAGUCAACUCGCCACCAACUGGUGGAUCUCUAAAGUCUAAGGACACUCAGAACUCUAGUUUAAAGUUUAAACGACACCUUUUAAGCCAGCAAACAUUCAUACAUAAUUUUUUAAAUGAGAAUAAAAAUAAAUUAAUUUUUUUUUAAAAAAACGUUUCCUUAACCAUUUGUUUGGAAUUUCAAACAGCACGACUGUAAGAAUUUACUACACACACACACUAUAUAUACAGACUGUAUAUGAAUGUGUGUCUGUACGUACAUAUGUGUAUAUAUACCUACGCAGUGUUCCUUCUCUAUAUAUCGCGGUUCUCCUUUUGCUCCCUUAGUACUUUGCAGAUUUGUGUAUAUACAUAUAUAAAUUGCACCUCCUAUUUGCAACUUUUAUUUGAAUUAAUAAAGUGGAAAAAUGUCCAGAACAUUAUGUACAGGUGUAUUUUGAUUCAUAUAAAUAACAGUAACAUUCUACUCUAUUUUUUUCAUACAGACUGAGGAUUUAACCUAAUUACAGUGCAUCUUAAUGAUGGCAUGUGGAACAUGUUUUAAGGUCCCCGAAAGAGCGGCACUAAUUGUUUUCCUCAAUUAAAAAGUUAUAUGCAUAAAAGAGUCCCAAACGUACACAAUAAUUAUCAUGUCUAGAACAAAACUAGUUUAAAUUGCUGUCCACGUGUGGUUGUCUGGGUACAGAGGAGUGGUGCACUUUAAAUAAACCUACUGAAAA